CUCCUCGCAAGCGCUCUACCAUGUCGCUCGCUCCCGCGCACACGCUGCUGCGCACGCACAUGCGCAUGCGUGCGCUGCACUCCGUCGGGCAGCAGACGCAGGCGCAGCAGCGACGCUCCCUCCGCUCCUCCUCUCGCACCUACGCUUCUUCCUCUUCGGGCAGCGGCAGCGGCAGCGGCAGCGCUCCCUCGGACGCCGACCUCUCGCGCGCCGCCUUCGCCCAACGGCAGCUGCUCUCUUCGCUGCGCGCCUCUUCCUCUUCCUCUGCCUCGGCGCUCGGCGCCGCCUCGCCCCCGGCCGAUCCACAUGCCAACGCUCGCGCCGCCCUCUCUGGCGCGGGCGCGAGAGGCGGCAUGUCAAUGGGCCUCGGCCUCGGCCUGGGCACGGGCAUGGGCAGCGGCGACGGCACGGGAGGCACAUUGGAUCGUGCGGCGGGCGGCGGCAAGAAGUGGAAGGAGCUUCGUGGUGGGCAGAAAGUGGUCAGGGCCGGUCUGACGACGUCGAGAUUGCUGCUGGUGCUGGUGGGAGGCGGCCUGACGAUCGCGGUGGGCUGGGCGGUAGGCUCGGAGCUGUUUGCGAGCAACUCGCCGACGGUGAUUUACAAUGAUGCGGUGAAGCGCGUGCGGAGGAGCGGCCAGAUCCAAGAGCAUCUCCUCCUGCCCUACCGCUUCUCCUCGUCCUCCACCUACUCCUCCGACUCUUCGCCUCUCAACCCCUCGGGCUCACGCGGUCGCAAGCGCGGCUCGCAAGUCUCGUCGCAGCUGGUCCGCGAGGGCAGCUCCGACGUGCUGCUCCUGCGCUUUUUCAUGCAGGCGCGCGAGAAGGACAAGGAGUGGACGUGGCUGCAGAGCGCGAGACAUGCAGUGGUGGAGGCGGGGGCACGCGUCAAGAUGGAGGCAGUGGCGCUGGCGAACCAGAUUGGCGACGCCAUCUCUCCUCAAGACGCAACGAGCGCGGCUGCUCAGGCGGUGCAGGAGGAGAAGAAGGCGGCAGGAGGCGGAUGGUGGAGCAACCCAUUCAAGAGCCUCAGGCAGGGAGUCGAGGCUCCGCUGCGAGCCAAGCCGACGCCGGGCACGUGGAGCAGCGGCGAGGUGCAUGCCGAGUUGACGCGCGACGAGGACGGCAUCUUCCAAUACCGCCGGCUGUACGUCGACAUCCCCUCGAGCCAAGCAGCGACGCGCAGCAGGGUGUGGCUGGUGCGCAGAGAGGGAGAGGUGGUGCGCUGAGGCGAGCUUCUUUCAUCGAGAGAGCAUCGGCGCAGAGGAGAGUCAUGGGCGAAGUGGAAGGAGAGAGGGCGAGCACAGCGGAAUCGCCAUCUUCAAGCACGGUCCUGAUCCUGAAAGCGAGAGCGAGUGAGGAGCCAAGGCUCGAGCAGAGCAGCGCCCGGAG
This is a messenger RNA of Tilletiopsis washingtonensis, 1389 nucleotides long. RefSeq lists its product as hypothetical. The transcript is spliced from 4 exons. Bases 21 to 1226 code for a protein of 401 amino acids. Gene Ontology annotation, biological process: protein import into mitochondrial matrix. Lineage: Eukaryota; Fungi; Basidiomycota; Exobasidiomycetes; Entylomatales. The record is from RefSeq and is a predicted model, not a curated record. Gene Ontology annotation, cellular component: TIM23 mitochondrial import inner membrane translocase complex.